Messenger RNA from Rhopalosiphum maidis (corn leaf aphid), 2050 nucleotides. RefSeq names its product E3 ubiquitin-protein ligase RNF8-like. Lineage: Eukaryota; Metazoa; Arthropoda; Insecta; Hemiptera; Aphididae. The record is from RefSeq and is a predicted model, not a curated record. Gene Ontology annotation, biological process: double-strand break repair; protein K48-linked ubiquitination; ubiquitin-dependent protein catabolic process. The transcript is spliced from 9 exons. The coding region runs from base 579 to 1766 and encodes 395 amino acids. Gene Ontology annotation, molecular function: histone binding; ubiquitin protein ligase activity. Gene Ontology annotation, cellular component: site of double-strand break; ubiquitin ligase complex; nucleus.
UAUUCAACUACCUUCAUGUUAUUAUAUUUAUCUAUGUUUUACAGUUUAUGGUUGUUGACUUUUACUUAAAGAUAGUAGAUUUAUAAUAUUUAUUCGAUUUAUCGUUUUUUCAAAUACCUAAUACCUACGUCCUACGGUGAAUGGUAUAUUCUAUAUUAGUGUUAUGAGCUACAACUUCGACGUCUGAAUACAGUCUUGCUUGCUACUCGAACUUGUAUUUCUAUUAUGAUGUGAUGGAAGCAAUGAACGUUCGUUUCGUUCUCGUUUGAUUAUUGUUAUUAUCUGAUAAUAUCUUAUACGCGACUCGUAAUUUUUGUAUGUUCUUUAUGUUCGUAUCAUUGAAUGUUUAUUAAUCGACUUAACUAAUUGUCCUUUAAACAACUUUUAUUUUAAUCUGUGACUUUAACUAGUCUCGUUGUAUUCAUAAUAUAUUUCGUAAAUCGCGUUUUCACACUUAAGUUUUUCACUCUGCCAUCUAUUAGGUUUGCGUGUGUGUGCCUGUGUCUGUUAAUUAAUUUAUAUAAAAUGUGUCUAAUAUCUGUGGCAUAUGCACGUUUAAUACAUUAGCAUUGUUCGCUAUGUUAGAAGACAUCAAAAACGUUAUGAAUUCCAAAAGGCCGAAUAAUGAUUCAAAUGUACCGCUUGCAUUCAUUCAGGACACAAAGACUGGAGAAUUAUAUGAGGUGAAAACCGAUAGUCCAUUUCUCUUUGGACGCCUUCUAAAAUCCUCGGUAGUAAUCGAAGAACUAUACAUUUCUCGCUCUCAUUCUACCAUCACAUAUGCAAGUGGUCAAUUUCUCCUUAAGGACAAUGGAUCAUCUUCUGGUACAUAUUUAAAUUAUAAAAAAAUUGCAAAUGCCGAAGUUCCAUUAAAAAAUGGAGAUCUUAUUGCCUAUACUGAUAAAAGUAAAACCUGGGACUUUAUUUACAAGUUUUGCCUUUUAGUAAAUUCUAAAAAAAAAUCCAGAUUAGAUGAAGAAACUGCUGAUGUAGAGGAACAUAACAAAUUAAAAAUCUCAAAGAUACGUAAGCUUCAGAAUCUUGUAAAGGAAUUAAAAAAUGAUAACACAAACCUUUAUAAUGACACUAAAACUCAAAUGAAUGCAUUUAAUAAAAUGAUUAAGGAUGUAACAGAAAUGAAUGAAAAGCUAAAUAAAGAAAUAAUUAAACUACAAAAUAACAAUCGAGAGUUGAAUAACGAGCUGAAUAUUAAUCGCAAAAAAUGUGCGAUGCAAAAAGCAGAAAUGUUGGAUGCUAAAACUGCUCAGGAAGAAGAACCUGUAGAAAUAUUUAAAACUCAAAUUAUUAAACUCUUAGAAAAUGAUUUUCAAUGUUCUAUUUGUAAUGAAGUGAUGUUUCGGGCAAGUACAGCUAGUUGCAACCACACUUUCUGCGAAAGCUGUCUUAAAAAAUGGUUGAGCAAAAGCCCCUAUUGUCCUGUCUGCCGGGGUGUUGUGCAAACUAUAACUUAUUGUCUUAUUUUGGAUACUUAUAUCACGAACCUAUGUGAUAUUCUAGGUGGAACAAUAAAGGAGCAACGUGUUACUUUACAACAUGAAAGAAAUGGGUAUCCACCUCAAGUGGCUAAAAGAGGUAGAAGAAGGGCUAAUCCAUCAACAACCCGCACUAGAAGAGAACAACCCAUGUUUGAUUACGUUGAUGUACCACCAGCCUUGCCUAUUAGAAAUAGCGCUAGGUAUAGUGUCUACAACCUACAACCUCCUGUUAUUGAUAUUGUAGAUCUAACAAAUAAUACGUCUCGAUAAUAUUAACUAUUUCUUAUAAUAUUUUGAGCAUACUGAAAUGAUCGCUCAUUUGCAAUUUAAAAUAUACUAAUUUCAUAAGUUAAUGAAAUCCUAGUGCAUUAUAUUAUAAGGCACCAGUGUUCAAAUAUUUUUUUUUUUAAUUUAAACUUAGUUCUAUAAUUAAUGUAGACUUAAGAAUCCAUUAGAAACACAAUAUUCUUUUGUAUUUAUAAAAAAAAAUUAAUAAAAGUAUUCUAUUAUAAAUAUUACCUCUUUGAUCUUUAUAUUAUUAAGAGUACCACUGU